AUGGCUCCAAAGAAACGCCCAGCAGCUGCCAAGGCUUCCUCUGCGAAGAAGAGCAAGACAGAAGAGGCGGAGCCCGAGAUUCACUUUGCUGUUCCACCGGCCGAGAAGGGCCCCAUGGCCACCUUACCCGAGUCACUCCCGAAGCCCGUGACCUUGCCCCUGAAAUCCACAGCGCUGAUCUGCAUCGACUUUCAGAAGGACUUCAUGUCGGAGGGUGGUUUCGGACACGCAUUGGGCAACGAUGUGACGAAACUCUCCGAGGAAUGCUUGCCAGGCGCCCAGGUUCUGCUUGCGGCCGCACGGGAAAAGAAGCUCUUG
This is a messenger RNA of Symbiodinium sp. CCMP2456, 318 nucleotides long. The record is from the annotation of a GenBank genome assembly. NCBI's taxonomy places the organism in Eukaryota, Dinophyceae, Suessiales, Symbiodiniaceae.